Molecule: messenger RNA, 1923 nt
Organism: Gambusia affinis (western mosquitofish)
Lineage: Eukaryota; Metazoa; Chordata; Actinopteri; Cyprinodontiformes; Poeciliidae
Gene: rpap2
Product: RNA polymerase II associated protein 2
Exons: 12
Coding region: 93-1847 (584 amino acids)
Cellular component (GO): cytoplasm; nucleus
Molecular function (GO): RNA polymerase core enzyme binding; RNA polymerase II CTD heptapeptide repeat phosphatase activity
Source: RefSeq, a predicted model, not a curated record
GAAUACAGCGUGAAUAACUGGUACGGCCGUACCGGCUGCCGUACUAUGGAAACGUCACGGGGUCAGAGUUGAACGGAGAGAAAACAAGCAGCAUGGAGACAGAAGAGAGGAGGAGGAGAGGAGGUUCUGCUAAAAGCUCCAAAAAAGGUGGGAAAUGUGUCAAAGUACGGACCGCCGAAGAAGAAGCGAGGAGGAGAGAGGAGGUGAAGGAGAGGCUGAGGGAGAAGCUGGAGCUGGAGAGGAGAGCCCUGGAGGUAGUGGAGCGCCUCCUAGAGGACAGCGUGGCUGAAGACUUCCUGAUUGACUGUGCCAAGCUCAUAACUCCUGCUAACUACAAAGACACAGUGGAGGAGAGAUUCAUCGCCAAACUGUGUGGUUAUCCUGUAUGUCCAAACAAACUGGGCAAGAUCCCAAAUCAACGGUUUAAAAUAUCUACCAAAACAAACCGGGUCUAUGACAUCACAGAGCGGAAGUGUUUUUGCAGCAACUUCUGCUACAAAGCUUCCAAACACUAUGAGCUGCAGAUAUCGAAGACGCCUCUUUGGCUCAGGCAGCAUGAAAGUCCCCCAGAGGUGAGGUUGCUGAAGAAAGGAGAUGGUGGGAGCUCUGGUGAGGAGGUGCUGCUGUCCGAUAGGCGCCUCAAAAAGGAGGACAUCGAGGACCCCCCGACCGCCCCGCCUCAGGACCCUCCUGGCUCCGAGCGCAGCGCCGCAGGAAGUGACCUCAGUCAAAGCGGCGACAGCGAACAGGAGCAGGACUUCGUCUCCAGCGUGGUUCCCCAGCGCCGGAGAGCCCAGGUGAGCUGGGCUGACCUGCCCGAACACACGGACGGAGACGGGAAGCAGAGCGAGCAGCGACAGAUUGAUGACACUGAGGAGAGGGGGAGAGCAGGAGGAGAGGACGCGUUUCCUGAGAACAGACCUGUGGAGGAGGCCGCAGCAAAGCUGAACGAGUGUAGCGUGUCAGAGAGCGUCCACCCCAACUCUGAGCUGCUGGAAACUGGAAGCAAACAGGCUCCAAACCCGGCGGCUCUCAGCAUCACCCGGGUGGGGAUGAGCCAGAGAGGAGCAGCUGGGCUGCGGGAUCUCCUGAACACCCACACUGGAGAAGCCAAUCCUGUCACGGUGCGGCUCAAUCUGCUGGCGUGCCUGAGGAGGACGCUAAAGGAGUGGUGCACAGACGACACUCUGAGCUUCCUGUACGGAGCCGACCAUUCUCUGGAAUCCCCGUUAUCCAACCUAAAGGAAACGCAGGAAGAAGAGCUGGACGAAGAUGACCUCGAGGAUGACAACGUGACGGAGCCAGGCGCCGAAGAGCGGGACAGGGGGCGGUCGGCUGCAGCUCCGGACUACGAGACGCUGAGGAAGGAGACGGAGCGGCUGCAGCUCAGAGUCACAGAGUUUUACAGAGGGACGUGGAUUCUGCCUGAGGAGGAGGAGGAGAUGAAGCUCAGCAAGGAGACAGAAUCAAAGGAUCCAGUUUUGCCACUGAUUGAUUCCCAGGCUCAGAACCUCAUCCAGAAACGGAUUACAGUGGAGAAACUCAGCAGCUGUCUCAGGAACGUCGUAGGUCCGGUGGGCCUCACCAUGAGUGACAUCUCCACGGACCUGAACAACCUGGUCAGGACUUUCAGGUUCAGCAACACCAACAUCAUCCACAAAACCCCAGAGUGGACGCUGAUAGCUGUGGUGCUUCUGCAUCUGCUGUCCUUCGUGUCUCCGGUGGUGCGGGACGCCCUGGAGGUGUCGGCAUCAGCGCAGUAUUUGGACUCUCUGAUGGAGGAGCUCGGCCUGCAGCAGCACGACCUUCGCAGCGUGGUUGAGCUCUUUAAAUCCUCAGCAAACUGAUGAAAAGUUGACCCGAAGAUGUAUAGUGAAUAAUUUUAAUCGGAUUAAAAACGGAUCAUUUAAAGAAAUGACGAUU